UCUGCCAAUAGUUUAAGUGUGACUGAAAGACUUUAUUCUUGUCAAAGACCAGUGCGAAAUGAAACCACUUCCUGUGUAAACUUAACACUUUUGAAAAUGCUAAUAAACAUUUCAAAGACCCCACCUCAUCUGUGAAGACGUAGUGUCCGACACAGUGGAUAAUGGAUUUAGAGGCUAUUUAUGAAAAUGUUGAAAGCAGAGAUAUUAAGAACACAACUGGACCUCAAACUCAGAGUCAAGGCCAGGAUGAAGGAAAAGAUCUUAAGCGCAGAGGAAGUAGAUGUUUGGUGUUGAUCACAGUGGGUCUCGGGCUCAUUUGUGUUCUUCUGCUGGUCUUCAUCAUACUGCAGCACAUCACCAUCACAGCAGAGAGAGACCUGAUAAAGAGUUACAAGAACACAGUUGAAGAGUUCAAUCAAACCAUCAACAGCUUACAGGACAGUUACACUGAUCUGAUGACUGAAAAACACCAACUGCAGAACAACUUCAACUCUUUGAGUCAGAAGAAACAGGAACUGGAGAAUAGAGUAGCUGCUCUGAGUGAGGAACUUAAAAAAGAAGCAACUAAGCGAGGUUGGUUCUUCGUGUCCACUGAGUUGAAGAGCUGGUCUGACAGCAGACAGUACUGCAGGGAUCGUGGUGCUGAUCUGGUCAUUAUCAACACUGAAGAGAAGCAGAGGUUCAUAUCUUCAUUCGUCAGUGAGAGAGUGUGGAUUGGUUUGUCUGACACAGAGAACGAGGGCAUCAUGAAAUGGGUGGAUAAUUCACCACUGAAACAAGGAUUUUGGCUCAAAGGUGAGCCAAACAACUACUAUGAGAAUGAGGACUGUAUUGAACUGAAUUAUAAAAGAGAUCAGGUGGAAAUGUCACCGCUGAACAGCUGGAAUGAUGUGCCAUGCUCUGAGAAGAAAAAGGGGAUUUGUGAGAAAUAGGGUUCAUCCCGUCUUGUGGUCUUGCUUUUAUUAUCUAAUAUAAUCAUCCUUAUUGUCAACACAUAAGUUCUGAUUGAGGUCCCUGCCUUUUAAAACACUGUCAGCUGAUCUGAAAUUUGUUAGAAGGAAAAUGUAAAAGUGUCAUUAUUUUCUUAUUGCUAUAAUAACCUUUGUUUCACUUGAUGUGAAUUCAGGACACAAAACCUCUGAUGUGUUCAUGUUUUGCUCCAUCACAAGCAGCUCUAUAUUAAUAUGAUCUUAUUCUAGCUGCUAUCUUGAGUCUCAUUUGUUGGUCUGAAGUGUUGAGGAGACAAUCACAGUAAACUACACAAGUCUAAAGUGUCCAGAUC
This is a messenger RNA of Sinocyclocheilus rhinocerous, 1282 nucleotides long. Its product is annotated as CD209 antigen-like protein 2. The transcript is spliced from 5 exons. NCBI's taxonomy places the organism in Eukaryota, Metazoa, Chordata, Actinopteri, Cypriniformes, Cyprinidae. The record is from RefSeq and is a predicted model, not a curated record. The coding region runs from base 162 to 932 and encodes 256 amino acids.